This is a messenger RNA of Urocitellus parryii (Arctic ground squirrel), 2398 nucleotides long. RefSeq names its product sorbitol dehydrogenase (gene Sord). Gene Ontology annotation, molecular function: zinc ion binding; L-iditol 2-dehydrogenase (NAD+) activity. Gene Ontology annotation, biological process: D-sorbitol catabolic process. NCBI's taxonomy places the organism in Eukaryota, Metazoa, Chordata, Mammalia, Rodentia, Sciuridae. The record is from RefSeq and is a predicted model, not a curated record.
GGCCCCACCUCCCACUUCUAACCCCGGACCCUCUGCAGGGCAAAGACCAGAACCAUCCACAGGACCCGUACAGCCAGAGGCCCUGCAGACUCCAGUACCACACGGGAGCUAGAGAGUGACAUGGCGACGGCGGCCCAGCCCGAGAACCUCUCCCUUGUUGUGCACGGACCUGGGGACAUUCGCUUGGAGAACUAUCCCAUUCCUGAACCAGGCCCGAAUGAAGUGCUGUUGAAGAUGCAUUCUGUUGGAAUCUGCGGCUCAGAUGUCCACUACUGGCAGCAUGGUCGAAUUGGGGAUUUUAUUGUGAAAAAGCCAAUGGUGCUGGGGCAUGAAGCUUCAGGAACAGUAGUAAAAGUGGGAUCAUUGGUAAAGCACCUAAAACCAGGUGAUCGUGUUACUAUUGAGCCUGGUGCUCCCCGAGAAAAUGAUGAGUUCUGCAAGACUGGCAGAUACAAUCUGUCACCAUCCAUCUUCUUCUGUGCCACACCCCCUGAUGAUGGGAACCUCUGCCGAUUCUACAAGCACAAUGCUGACUUCUGCUACAAGCUUCCUGACAAUGUCACCUUUGAGGAAGGGGCCUUGAUUGAGCCACUCUCUGUGGGAAUUUAUGCCUGCCAGCGAGGUGGAAUCUCCCUGGGGAAGAAAGUCCUUGUGUGUGGAGCUGGGCCAAUUGGGCUGGUCACUUUGCUCGUGGCCAAGGCAAUGGGAGCAGCUAAAGUUGUAGUGACUGAUCUGUCUGCCUCUCGGCUGUCCAAAGCCAAGGAAGUUGGGGCUGAUUUCACUCUUCAGGUCUCCAAGGAGAGCCCUCAGGAAAUCGCCAGUAAAAUAGAAAAUCUACUGGGGUGCAAGCCAGCUGUCACCGUUGAGUGCACAGGGGCAGAGUCCUGCAUCCAGACGGGCAUCUAUGCCACUCGUUCUGGUGGGACUCUGGUACUUGUGGGAAUGGGCUCUGAGAUGACCACUGUACCCUUAGUGCAUGCAGCCAUCCGAGAGGUGGAUAUCAAGGGCGUAUUUCGAUAUUGCAACACGUGGCCAAUGGCGAUUUCGAUGCUUGAGUCCAAGUCUGUGAAUGUAAAGCCUUUAGUCACCCAUAGGUUUCCUCUGGAGAAAGCCAUGGAGGCCUUUGAAACAUCCAAAAAGGGAUUGGGGAUAAAAGUCAUGCUCAAGUGUGACCCCAAUGACCAGAAUCCCUGAUGUGAAUUAAGCUGUACCCUCAUCCCCCUCUCAGCAUCUCAGGGCUAAAUGGCUGGGGCGGGGGGAUCUACCUUGAAUGCAGAACUUUGUUUCAAAUGGUAAGAAUAAUUAAAAUAAUUCAUUAUAAAGAGAGAGUCUUAUAGAGGAGUUCGUGUGCCUUAAAGACACAAAUAGGGAUGGUUUUGGGAAACUUGUAGCCAGAAUGACCUGCUCAUGCUGAACAAAGUUCAGCAAGUAAAGCAGAGCUUAACAAACAGCUGCUGAGAACUCUCCUUCUAUCUGGGCCUUCUUUGGGUAAGGAGACAAAUAUGGCCUUUGGGUUCCUGUUUCCACUAUGACUGGCUGGAGGAUGGGAGCUGAGUUAUGAAGAGACAACUUUAUCAAGACGUACCCAGCCCCAAGGCUGAUUUUCAGGGUCUGGGUUGAGAGUUAUCAGCAGUUGUAGUUCAGAGCACAAUUCCCUGUGGUUUGACAAUAAAAGGAGAAUAAGAAAAGAGACUAUAACUUCCUGGAUCUAGUGUAAUUUUUAACCAACCACAUGAAUAAAAUAAAAAUCUCAUGUGAGGUCAAACCAGCUUGCAUUCCCCAAAUGUAGAACUAAUGAGAACACAUCUCAGCUCUACAGAUCGCCCCUACAACUCCCAAGAAUCUUGUCAUUCCAUUUGCAAGGUAGAGAACUACCUUCCCAACUCUCUCCAACCCUAUCCUGAGGUAUGGUGCCUGUCACUAGGCAACCAGGAGGCUCCCACCUAAAGACAGUGGCAGGAAGUCCUUAAAUUAUACUUCGGACCAGCCCAGGAGGAUUUGGCCAGCACACCUGACUGCCUGAUUUCCCUACCCCAUAGCCUUAGCCUCCCCUCCUAGGCUCACUGAAUGAUGAUUAUUAGACAAUUCCAUUAAUUCUGAUUAUUGUAGACAGAAAACUUACCUCUUCUCAUAGCCAGUUAAGGCUCUUGUCUCUUCCCAUCUGUUGGAAGGAUAUCUCCAAACUUGUCUUAUUUUAGUCAUGGAGUUUUUCUGUAUAUGGUUUGAAUCCAAAUUGCAACAUGUUUCCUUGUGAUUUGAGAUUAUUAAUCAAGGGUAAGGCUGUAGUAAUAGCUAUGACAACUGCAGCCUUUUUUCCCCCUUGCUUCAGCGGUGGGUGGAGGGAGAGUCUGAAGAUGCUUGAGUUUUCUUAUAUCCAGGGAAGGCCAUGGCCAAUGCC